UUCCCCUGUGGUUGGAGACCAGAUCAGCUAGCAGGAAGCUAACUAGUUAUAUUUUUGAUUCCUCACAGUUUUGAAGACGCAGUUAGUACUCGGUCAGUUACGGUGUCUGAUUCUACUGGAUAUUGUUUAUCGCCAUAUUCCCUGAGACACCGUUUUCCCUCCGCUCCCGGAGAAAACACUGAGCCAUGUACAAUGGGAUUGGCCUGACGACUCCGCGGGGCAGUGGCACCAAUGGCUACGUGCAGCGCAACCUGUCGAGCCUGCGCGUCAAACGGCCGCGGGAUGAGCGUGGUGGUGAGCGGGAUGAGAAGGACCGGGAGAGGCUGGAGAGCCAGCUCAAUAGGCAGCCCAAUGCUGACAUCCUGGAGCACCAACGGAAGAGGCAGCUGGAGGUCAAGUGUGCUGAACUACAAGACAUGAUGGAGGAGCAGGGGUACUCUGCUGAGGAGAUUGAGGAGAAGGUGAACAGCUUCCGCAUGAUGCUGCAGGAGAAGCAGGAGCCGGCUCCUGCCACCACCGAGAGACCAACGGUGACAGAGACUCACGCUCUUGCUGCGGCCAACCAGCAAAAGAAUGACCGUCUUCGUGCUGCAUUUGGAAUCGCAAGCGAUUACGUGGAUGGAUCGUCCUUCCAGGCCGACCGGAAGGAGAGAGAGAAGGAGAAGAGAGAACAGGAACGCCUGGAGAGGGAGAGGCUGCAGCAGCAGAAAUAUACGUUGGUGGAGGAUUCAGAUGAUUCAGAUUCUCCUCCUAAGAAGCGCAGUCGGAAGAAGAAAAAGAAAAACAAGAACAGAGACAGCAGCUCAGAGAGUCCCUCCCCAUCUCCUCGCAGAGAGAAGAAGAAAUCCAAAAAGAAGAAAAAGAAACGUGAGGCAUCAGAAGAGGCUGAAGAAGAGGAUAGUCAAAGUUCAUCAGAUGAGAAACAGAAGGUGUCAAAGAAGAAGAGAAAAAAGAGCGAAAGUGCCAGUCCUCCAAAAGCAAAGGCAGCGCGACGCAGGAGCGUCUCCUCCAGCUCUGCUCACAGCCAGUCUCCCGCUCCAGUGAGAUCACGUCAACUGGACCAAACUACAAGGAAAGCUGAUAAUGGAAGAAGGGAGAGAUCACCAGACAGGAGGAGACGGGGCUAUGAGGAGCACAGCCCACAUCGUCAGGGAGGUGACAUGAAGAGGUCCAAUCCUGAACGAGAAAAAGAGCGACCCGGUGAGACAGAGAAGACAUCCGCCAAGAGGAGACAUGACUCCUCAUCCCCCUCUCCACCACCACAGACAGAAAAAAGCUGGCAGAGGGAGAAAGGGAGGAGAUCCAGAAGCAAACAGAAGGAGAGCGAGAAAGGAGCAGAGAGAAGCAGAGAGCUGCAGAAAAGGAGGCGUUCGAGGAGCAUAGAAAACGAGAGAGAGAAAGGGAGGCGUUCAAGGAGCAGAGAAAACGAGAGGGAGAAAGGGAGGCGUUCAAGGAGCAGAGAAAACGAGAGGGAGAAAGGGAGGCGUUCAAGGAGCAGAGAAAAUGAGAGGGACAAAGGGAGGCGCUCAAGGAGCAGAGAAAAUGAGAGGGAGAAAGGGAGGCGCUCAAGGAGCAGAGAAAAUGAGAGGGACAAAGGGAGGCGUUCAAGGAGCAGAGAAAAUGAGAGGGACAAAGGGAGGCGCUCAAGAAGCAGGGACGUGGAGAGAGGGAGGCGUUCAAGAAGCAAAGAAAAGAGGGAUAAAGGAAAGGAAAGCAUUCCUCAGAGGACCAGACAUGACUCCUCCUCAUCCCCUUCUCCUCAUCCUCCUAAACAGGAGAUCAGGAGGGAAAGGAGCAGAGACACUGAGUGGGAAAAAGACAGGAAUAAACCAGACAAAAAGAUAAGACAUGACUCUUCAUCCCCCUCACCUCCUCCUGAAAAGGAGAGAGUAAGGAGGGAGAGGAGUGGAGAGAGGGAGCGCAGAACUGAGAGAGAUCUGUACUCGAAGGCGCCAAAUGAAAGGGACAACAGGAAAGACACCAGGAAGAGACAGGAGAGGGAGGCCUCUCGCUCACCUGUCACCAAUGGACAACAAAGAGAAAGGGAGAGCGAGAGGAGAAGAGAAAAAGACAAGGAGAGCACAAAGGACAGGGACAGGCAUCUGAACAAGCAGGGGGAACAAGACAAAGAGCGAGGUCAAGAAGACGGCAGAAAGAGAGAUGAGGUUGUCCGGUCGUCUGCAGAAAGUAGACGAGAUGGAUCGAGACCUGCGGAGAAAGACACGGUCGAAAGAGCGAACGUGAACGACAGGCAAGAGAAGACGAGAAGCCCUCCACGAAAGGAGAAACGUGACGAGAGGGCGAAACAGGCGGAGAAAAGAAAAGAGAGCAGCAGCAGCAGUAGCGGCAGCAGCAGCAGCAGCGGCAGUAGCGGCAGUAGCAGCAGCGAUAGUGACAGUGACAGCUCCUCAUCCUCCUCUUCGUCUUCAUCCUCUUCUUCAUCCUCAUCCUCUGAAGAUGAGGGCAAGGUGAAGAAGGCUGGGGCAGCAGGGAGGGAAAAGGCGAGUCCCACGAAAAGCUCAGCAGCUGCCAUUGGGGCUGCGGUUCAGAGGUAUUUAGCCAAUGGUAAAAAGGAAGGCUCCGCCUCUGUUUCUGAGGGCGACGCGCCCCGACGACCCCACAAGGACAGAGACGAUGGAAGAGACAAGCGUGAGAGGGAAAGACCUCCUCACAGAGCCGCUAUGGAGAACUGCCCACCCCAAACAAAAGGUCAGGAGCGAUACAGUCCCACACAGAUGGACAGCCCCAGUCCGCCUCCUUCUCCACCCAACAGAGUGGACAACAGCAGGGGCAGCAACAGGUACCCCCCGUCUGAGGCCAAAGCAGAGAAAACAAGGGAGGCAAAAGCUGCUGAAAGGGAUAGAGGGAGGGAAAGGGACGCAGCCAGGAGGCCUGUGAGAUCCAGCCCCUCAGCCAGGAGGUCACGCUCUCCGCCCCAGAAAACCACCACCGCCUCCCCAGCCCGUCGCACUCCACCAAGGCAGUAUCAGGAGCCCCCAUCCCGAUCCAGGAGAGCCUCUCCUCCUGCGGCAUGGUCAGACCGGGAGAGAGAGAGGCAGAGGAACAGGGAGAAGGAGAGGGAUAGAGAGCGAGAGAAGGACAGAGAACGUGAGCGGGCAGCCAGAAGGAGCAGGUCCAGGUCCCGAAGUCCAAGGAGGUGCAGCAGGUCCAGGUCUAGAAGCCAGAGGAGGCGAAGCCCUCCCAGCAGGCCCCGUCGCUCUCCCUCGCCACAGCGGCGAAAGAGGAGCAGCCGCUCUCUCUCUCGAGAAAGAGGGAGAGAAAGGGAACGUGAGAGGACCAGGCAGAAGGAGGCAGAACAAGAGAGAGAAAAGGAGCAACUGCACCCAAAAGAUGUUCCUCAGUCCAGCAGGUCCUCCUCGUCAUCAUCGUCCUCCAGCUCCUCCUCUUCCUCUUCAUCCUCCCCCUCACCGGCUCGAGAAAGGAAAGACGCCAAAACCUUAGCAGAGAAAGACAGAAGAAGAGAUCGAGAGGAUGAGAAGAAAGACGACAGAGAGCAGAAAAGUCGUUCUUCUUCCUCACAGGGCCCAGCUAAAGACUCUUUCCAUGCUCCGACCUCAGGUAGAAGAAGCUCCCAGUCAGACUCCAGGCGCUCUGAUGGGAUGUCCAGGAGGUCUCCACCUGGCAGCCAACCUGACGCCAAACCGUCGUCACGAGCUCCAAACAGGAAGCAGUCACCACCAGCAGCCCCUCAGCUGUCAGACCAAACAGUCAGAAAUGAGAGCGCUGUAAACGGCAAGGAGGCAAACGCAAACAAGAAAGCCAACAGGAGCAGCAGCUCCAGCUCCUCUUCCUCCUCUUCUUCAUCCUCUUCGUCCUCAUCUUCGUCCUCCUCUUCAGACAGCUCUGACUCUGACGAGGAGCAAGGGAAGGGGAACACAACCAAAGCUCAGAGCAGUGCUUCAUCCUCCUCCUCAUCUGACAACGAAAAGGAAACGAAGAGCAAGAGCCCUGCCAGGCCUCGGAGGGUGCCGGCCGAUUCGCUGAGAGAUUCUCGCUCGCUCAGUUAUUCUCCUCCAAGACACAUGAGAGCAGCACGGUCCUCGCCCAGCCGCAGGAGUGGCAGCAGGCAGUCGCCGAGCCGCUCGUCCACCAGCAGACGAAGGAAGUGAGCUGACAACACGGAGACGCCUCUCCACUUCCUCUGCGUUGUUUCUGUGUUCACCUCCGGCUGGUUUGAACUGGGCUCUAACAUGGACUUCACGGCCAGCUGUCAGUCGAUGCACAUCUGGGGACUCGUUUUGGUUCUGAGCCGACACACAGUAAUCACCAAUGUGUUUGUUUUUCUAAGCAGCGAUGACCCAGGGCUGGCUUGUACAUUUAUUUUUAUGAGCUGAGUAAGAAGCAUACACACAAACGCAGCUGAGUAAAAUGUAACUCUAACAGUUCUCCUCUGUACUUGUACCGUUUAUUGCGUUCUACCUGUAGAUAUGAGCUGUCUGUAUUUUGGUUAUUAUCAUGUAACAGAAAAGCAAUUUCCAUUUAAUGUGAGCAGAAACUGAAACGUGGUUAAUUUCUUUGUUGAAAAUGGUUAAUAAUAAUAAUAAAAGGCAAUUGUGCAUUUUA
Molecule: messenger RNA, 4584 nt
Organism: Toxotes jaculatrix (banded archerfish)
Lineage: Eukaryota; Metazoa; Chordata; Actinopteri; Toxotidae
Gene: srrm2
Product: serine/arginine repetitive matrix 2
Exons: 15
Coding region: 186-4130 (1314 amino acids)
Source: RefSeq, a predicted model, not a curated record